This is a messenger RNA of Stereum hirsutum FP-91666 SS1, 413 nucleotides long. RefSeq lists its product as uncharacterized. Bases 1 to 300 code for a protein of 99 amino acids. Gene Ontology annotation, cellular component: mitochondrion. Gene Ontology annotation, biological process: mitochondrial respiratory chain complex IV assembly. The record is from RefSeq and is a predicted model, not a curated record. NCBI's taxonomy places the organism in Eukaryota, Fungi, Basidiomycota, Agaricomycetes, Russulales, Stereaceae. The transcript is spliced from 2 exons.
AUGUCCAACUACUGCGAACCACUCGUCCAAGCCCUCAAGGACUGCCUUCUUCACUCAGAUUGCGUCCUCAAACAAAAUAAACUCCCAUCGGAUUGCUUGAAGAAUCAUAUUAACGAACUUCCGGAGCAGUGCCGCCAGCUACGGCAGGCUACCUUCGAGUGCAAACGGGGGAUGCUGGAUAUGAGGAAGAGGUUUAGGGGGAAUAACGGAGGCGCUACCUUGCACAAGACCCGAGAAGAUUUUGAAGAAGAUCCUGUCGCUAUGAGCCCUAGUGGAACCGCAGACGCACCGAUAUCAUGAUACAUUAUCGGUGACGAGAAUACCAUCACUACCCUGUCCGUCACCUCAAGCACUGCAUCUCAGGUUCAGAGACUUUGAAUGUCCAAGGAGGAUUGUACGUAGAUACGAGAGGG